AUGGAAAAUGCUUCAUCGAGCACCUUAAAAAUGUCACUUCAAAUUACAUCAAAUGCGAACCGGUUUCGUCUUCGGAUUCUGAUCGCUCUUAUUCAGUUUACCGACAACAAGGCUCAAUUAGCAAGAAAUGUCACAAAACAACAACAAAAUUAUCCUUUAAAUCAAUUUUCAUUUCUGAAGUUAUUGAAAAGCGAAACAUUUUUAAGACUUAAAAUGAAAUUUGAAACAAAACGAUUUCUAAAUGGAGAUAAGAAAGAAAUCGAACAACGGCUAAGAAGUCGUACACCAACUGAGUACACAGAUAGCUAA
Molecule: messenger RNA, 309 nt
Organism: Clunio marinus
Lineage: Eukaryota; Metazoa; Arthropoda; Insecta; Diptera; Chironomidae
Source: the annotation of a GenBank genome assembly